CGGUUGGUCAACCUUCUCCGUGACGCCGGACGAUGCGACGGGGUUCGGAGUCACCUUGCCCCGUUAGCUUCCGCUCUAUAAAAAAAACACCGCUCCGAGACAAGACAGGCCGUUGUGGUUGAACCUUUGCCCGGAGAGACGGCAUUUCGAAGCGGCACCUGGGGGACCAGCAGCGCGGUAGAAUGGCGGACACCAAACCCAAGACCUCUCCGAAGGCAAUCAAGUUCCUGUUCGGGGGGCUAGCUGGGAUGGGAGCUACAGUGUUCGUUCAGCCUCUGGACCUGGUGAAGAACCGGAUGCAGCUCAGUGGCCAGGGUUCCAAAGCCAGAGAAUACAAGACCAGCUUCCACGCUCUGGUCUCCAUCCUGAAGAACGAGGGGGUUGGGGGUAUCUACACCGGCUUGUCCGCAGGGCUGCUACGUCAGGCCACCUACACCACCACCAGGUUAGGGAUCUACACCAUCCUCUUUGAGAAGAUGACCAGACCAGAUGGUACUCCACCCAGCUUCAUCAUGAAGGCCCUGAUCGGUAUGACCGCGGGGGCGAUCGGUGCCUUCGUCGGGACGCCGGCUGAGGUGGCGCUGAUCCGCAUGACUGCCGACGGACGUCUCCCUGCAGACCAGAAGAGAGGGUACAGUAACGUCUUCAACGCCUUGGCCCGGAUCACCAAGGAGGAGGGAGUCACCACUCUAUGGAGGGGCUGUGUUCCCACCAUGGCCAGGGCGGUAGUGGUGAAUGCUGCUCAACUGGCCUCCUACUCUCAAACCAAACAGGGUCUGCUAGACUCAGGUUAUUUUGGUGAUGAUAUUUUGUGUCAUUUCUGCGCCAGUAUGAUCAGCGGUUUAGUGACCACAGCUGCCUCCAUGCCUGUCGACAUCGUCAAGACCAGGAUUCAGAGUAUGAGGAUGAUCGAUGGAAAGCCAGAGUAUAAGAAUGGUUUGGAGGUGCUUGGCAAGGUGAUCCGCAACGAGGGCUUCUUCUCCCUGUGGAAGGGCUUCACGCCGUACUACGCCCGCCUGGGCCCCCACACGGUGCUCACCUUCAUCUUCCUGGAGCAGAUGAACAAGCUCUACAAGCAACACGUCCUGGAGCGCUAACCUGCUCACACACUCACUCUUGAGUCACACUCACUCACACAGACACUCACACGCGCACGCACGCACGCACACUCCCUUGCUGUAGGAAUCAUGCCGUGUAUUUUUUUGUAAACUACUAACGAUUAACUCAUGACCUCACCUGAUGUCAUGGGACAGUUCCGUAUCUAUGGUUACUGCGGGGAUGGAGUAAUAAAAUUCAGUUGUGAGCCUUUAA
Messenger RNA from Gadus macrocephalus (Pacific cod), 1311 nucleotides. RefSeq names its product solute carrier family 25 member 11 (gene slc25a11). Gene Ontology annotation, cellular component: mitochondrial membrane. Gene Ontology annotation, molecular function: succinate transmembrane transporter activity; thiosulfate transmembrane transporter activity; malate transmembrane transporter activity. Gene Ontology annotation, biological process: succinate transmembrane transport; mitochondrial transport; malate transmembrane transport. The transcript has 9 exons. The coding region runs from base 183 to 1097 and encodes 304 amino acids. Lineage: Eukaryota; Metazoa; Chordata; Actinopteri; Gadiformes; Gadidae. The record is from RefSeq and is a predicted model, not a curated record.